This is a messenger RNA of Drosophila sechellia, 3446 nucleotides long. It is a transcript of the gene flw, whose product is annotated as protein phosphatase 1 catalytic subunit flapwing. The transcript is spliced from 6 exons. Gene Ontology annotation, cellular component: nucleus; cytoplasm. Lineage: Eukaryota; Metazoa; Arthropoda; Insecta; Diptera; Drosophilidae. Gene Ontology annotation, molecular function: protein serine/threonine phosphatase activity. The coding region runs from base 559 to 1944 and encodes 461 amino acids. The record is from RefSeq and is a predicted model, not a curated record.
ACUCAGCUAGCUGUCCGACGAGUUUUGUUAUUGGCGGAGAAAAGAUUACGCUGGUUUAUAAAUUCUCAGUUAAGCCGAUUUCUCAGCUUCUCUCCCCCUGCAGAGAUCUAACACACCUAUAUAUAUAUAUAUAUAUAUAUAUAUAUAUUUUAUAUAUUCCUCGAUCGAUUUGCGAUCCCGAAAGUCGAUCGGUCGUGCGUCUAUAUAUUUUUUUUUCUGUUCUUGCCCCUCGUGCAACAUCAGUGAACAUCAGCGACCCACCGUACAAAAUCUCAAUAAGAAAAAAAAGAGAGCAUAAAGUGAAAUUGCCUUUUGCGGCAAGUAAGAAAACGACCGAAAAAGAAAAAAGAAUAUACUGACUAUUUGAAUUAAACGAAGUUUGUUGUUUACAAUAGCAUACAAUACAAGUUUAUAAUCUAACGGGCGUUGCUGUGCGUGUGUGUGUGCUUGUGUGUGCGUGCGUGUAGUUGUUGCGCCAAAAAUUCCAAUCGGAAUUCUGGAACAGCUGGCCACAACAACAAAACGCGGCCAAUAGAAGAACAAUUUAGCUGCUGAAAAAUGGGCGACUUCGAUCUGAAUGUGGACAGUUUGAUACAGCGGCUGCUGGAGAACUUUAAAAAACAAAAAGAGGCCGAAGAGCACGCCCAGAAGCUGCUAAUCGCUCAACAAUUGGCCGCCGCCGGCGGAGCAUCCGGCGCAUCCGCCACAUCGCCCACAUCCAGCAGCAAUUACUCGUCGAUGGCGGCGGUGGCCUCCUUUGGAUCCGGAUACGGAUCGGGAUCAGGUGCUGCUGCUCCUGGUGCCGGCGCUGGCCCAGGUUCCAGCCAUGAUCCGGUGGACGAUCUCACCGAACAGCAGCGCCGUCUGCUCCAGCAAUACUCGAUAUCGCCGCCCAGCGAGACGAUGAUAUCGGCCGAUGGCGACCAGAUCACCGUCCAUCAUCCGCGCGAGGAGCCCAAGAAAUCCAGAUUGAAACUGCGCGAUUUUUUCGUCGCCGAGUUUGUGCGCAGCUGCCGAACGGGCAAGCAGGUCCAGAUGACGGAGGCGGAGGUGCGUGGCCUCUGCCUCAAGUCGCGCGAGAUCUUCUUGCAACAGCCCAUCCUGCUGGAACUGGAGGCACCGCUGAUCAUCUGCGGCGACAUUCACGGCCAGUACACAGACCUGUUGCGCCUGUUCGAGUACGGCGGAUUCCCUCCGGCUGCCAACUACUUGUUCCUCGGCGACUACGUCGAUCGGGGCAAGCAGUCCCUGGAGACCAUCUGCCUGCUGCUGGCCUACAAGAUCAAAUAUCCGGAGAACUUCUUCUUGUUGCGCGGCAACCACGAGUGCGCCAGUAUUAAUAGGAUAUACGGCUUCUACGAUGAGUGCAAGCGCCGAUACAAUGUCAAACUGUGGAAGACUUUCACAGAUUGUUUCAACUGUUUGCCGGUAGCCGCCAUCAUUGACGAAAAGAUCUUCUGCUGCCACGGCGGCCUCAGUCCCGAUCUUCAGGGCAUGGAGCAGAUCCGACGCCUGAUGCGGCCCACAGAUGUGCCGGAUACCGGGCUACUGUGCGAUCUCCUGUGGAGUGAUCCCGACAAGGAUGUUCAGGGCUGGGGUGAGAACGAUCGCGGUGUGAGCUUCACAUUCGGCGUGGAUGUGGUCUCCAAGUUCUUGAACCGGCACGAGCUGGACUUGAUCUGCCGUGCACAUCAGGUUGUGGAGGAUGGCUACGAGUUCUUUGCGCGUCGGCAACUGGUCACGUUGUUCUCGGCGCCCAAUUACUGUGGAGAGUUUGACAACGCCGGCGGAAUGAUGACCGUGGACGACACGCUUAUGUGCUCAUUCCAGAUCCUGAAACCAUCCGAGAAGAAGGCCAAGUAUCUGUAUAGUGGAAUGAAUUCGUCGCGACCCACAACACCGCAGCGCAGCGCCCCAAUGCUUGCGACCAACAAGAAGAAAUAAUAUAUCCAUCCGCUUCCAUUUCCUUAAAGGUUCAACAAACAACAGAAAUAAACUUUUACAUAGAUACACACAUAUAUAUACAUAUAAAUGUAACGAAACGAUAGAAAAGGAGAGCGUUAGGCGUUAGUAGAGAAAGGGCAAAUGAUAAAUUAAAUGUGUGAGCUAUUAAAGCAAGCAAAAUCGAAGUGCAUGAAUAUCAACAUCUAUGUGAAUCCGUCAUAAUCUGUAAACAUAUUGUGGCAUCUGUAUCCAACUUGAUUACCUUAUCCGUGUACCUGCUAGUUGCAGCAGGAGCAUCAGGAGCAGCAACACCCGCAGCAGCAGCAGAAACAUCAGUGAAACACUCAGAGGCCCAUAGUUAAGUCGAUUCCUGCAUUUGAAGAUUAUCUGUUGAAUGGAAAUUGUAACAGCAGCUCCCACAUCCAAAACUCCCGAAACAUGCAGAUAAAUAAAUACAUUAAAAGUACAGCGAUGUUAAGCAAUGAAUUUAUAUAUAGGCUUAUUAAUGUAAACUAUAUACUAUAUACUUAUAUAUUCAUAACUACAAGAGAGAAACGAAAACCUAAACAACAAGAAAUCAAAAAGGGAAAGCAAAGUAUCUGGCCGUUGUGCGAAUCCUUUGGGGCUCGUGGAGCAAACCACAUGGACUAGCUAUUACUUUACUUUUCCUUUUGGCCGUGCGCCGAGCUUACAAAAUUCGCUGCAAAUUGUUCGAUUUUUGGUUCUCUUCCUAUCGACUAAGUGCGCAUUACAAAUUUGUCUAACAAAAUAUUAGGAAAAAUCAAAAAAUAAGAAACAAAAUUAUAAUAAUAAUAAUGAACGGAAACGAAAUGUAACGAAAACCUAUAUUGUAAGCUUAAAACAGUUCAACUCUGUGUGUGUAUUUUAUUUAUUAUGUAUCUAUAAAUAUAAAUAUAUGUUCUUUUUGUCAUUGUUUAAUUAAUUUAUUGCUUACAUUGUAUUUAUAAAACGCAAAACAAUUAAUCCCUAACAACUAUUUUUUGUCAUUAUACUCGGUUUAAGUGGCAAAAUACUGUUAACGUGUUAAUGGGCAUUUAACGAUUGGGGCUUGUUUUCAAUUGCCUAAACUUUACCUAGAAAAACUCCAACCUAACUUAACUUGCCUCACACACAAAAAUGAAAAUGAUAUAUAAAUAAAAGAGUAUAAAAUUAACGAAUUUUGAAAGCAUUACUUCGAGUUCUUGAAACACCAAUUUUUGUGCAUAUUUAGUUUAUAAAUAAGAAACGGAAUUCGUUAGGAAUCGGUAGAAUCGGCGAACAAGUGAAUAAGAAUAUAUAUGAAAGUAUAUAAGUAUAUACAGAAGGAACGAAAGAAAAACUAAUUUUUUAAUCGUCGUAACUUAUUAGAUUAUAGUGCCUUUUUUGCCUCCCAAAUGAAAAUUCACAAACGAUAACGAGCAUGUACACUAACAAAUGGUUUAUAUAUACAGAUCAUAUACACAUAUAAAUAUACAGCUAACGAAAGCUAAUUAUGGAGUAAA